Messenger RNA from Mytilus trossulus (common blue mussel), 3582 nucleotides. Its product is annotated as toll-like receptor 4. Gene Ontology annotation, cellular component: plasma membrane. The record is from RefSeq and is a predicted model, not a curated record. Gene Ontology annotation, molecular function: transmembrane signaling receptor activity; protein binding. The transcript is spliced from 2 exons. Gene Ontology annotation, biological process: inflammatory response; immune response; toll-like receptor signaling pathway. Bases 118 to 2307 code for a protein of 729 amino acids. Lineage: Eukaryota; Metazoa; Mollusca; Bivalvia; Mytilida; Mytilidae.
AUAACACGGAAGUUAUUAACAUCAAACUCGUCCAGCGAGAUAAAGCGUGAGGAUCCAACAACAGAGAAGGGAGAGAAUAGAAUGAAAAUAGUGCUAUGAUAUCUUUAUAAAAAAAGUAUGAUGAAUUAUCUUCUGACACUACACGUUUACGUAUUCUAUCUGGUAAUAAUUAUCACUUGUACAAGAAGAACGGUUUACCAGAACGAAAUUGGUAAUGACAAUAGAAUUUCAACAUACUGCAAAAUAUUAAAUAAGUCAUGUGUAUGUGAUGGGAAAAAAACGAUGCACAUAAUACCUUUCAUUCCGCACAACAUCACUAAACUUACUAUACAAAAUUGUAAUUUUUCUAAUGUUAUCCGGGACACAUUUUAUAACGUAGAAAACAGUUCAGUUGAAAUUCUGAAAUUAAAAAAUUGCAUGAUACAAUUCAUAAGUAAAGAUGCUUUCAAAGGGUUAAGAAAAGUGGUUGAAUUUGAUUUGUCCAGUAACUAUGGACUUGUUCCUGAAGUUAUUGCUGAGAGUUUACAUAGUAUGUCUAUUUCAAGAAUAGAAAGACUAUAUUUAACACAUAUGGAAUUGACACACUUGCCAAUGAACAUGUUUGCCGGGCUUAUAUCGACACACAUAUCUGAGAUUUAUCUUAAUCACAACUUUAUAAAGUCUCUAGAUGGUGAAGUCUUCAGAAAAUUGAUCCACUUACGCAUACUAGAUUUGUCAUGGACAGGAAUUUCUGACUUUAACUAUAACUUUGCAGGAUUAUCAAGCUUAGAAACGUUGUCACUCUCGGGUACAUGGUUUUCGAAGGUCCCUACAUUUUGCAAUGGAAACCAGAGCUAUCUUCCGAAUUUAAAGCGUCUUGAUUUAGAUAACAGUAAAAUAGACUCAAUGUUUACUCCUUUGACGUGUUUAGAUAAUCUAAAAAGUCUUUAUCUAAUGAAAUUAUCACUUCGUUUACUUAACAACAACACCUUUUCAAAGCUGAGGUCCUUGGAAGUAUUAAAUUUGGAUCAACUUGGAACCCAGUUUCAAAGGAUAGAACCAGAUGCUUUUAAUAGUAAAUCUCUGAAAAAUCUUACGUUUUCUGUCACUAGUAGUUUUUCUUUUAAUGUAUAUCAUAUCGAUAAAUACCAUCCACAAUCACUUUUUUUUAAUUGCAAUCAAUUGGAAUUUCUUGACCUGUCUGAUAAUAGAUUUCAGUUAACUGAAUAUUACUGGUUGCAAAUUUUUAAACCAUUGAAACGAUUGAAGGAACUCAAACUAAAAAAUGCCAAAAUUGAAUAUUUACCAACUUUCAAACAAAACAUUUUCCCCGUGUUGAAAGAACUUAAUUUAGCUUCAAAUAGAAUAUCUUCAUGGAAAAAUAGUGAACCUUUUGAUGAAAUAAAAUAUUUGAGAAUUUUAAAUCUACGUGGAAAUCGUAUUUCUUUAAUCAACAAAACAUCUUUUCCCGAAUCAUGGAAUAACGGAGAAGGAUCUUUAAAAACACUAUUGUUAGUGGGAAAUCCGUUUUCCUGUACCUGUGGACUGGCAUGGCUAAGACAAUGGAUGGAUACUACUUCCGCAAAAAACAUAACAACAGACAAACAUGUAUGGAGAUGUUCUAUUUCAAAUUCUAAAGUAUUGGAAUAUCAUCCAAUGCAGACAUUUCCGUGUUUAGUUACAUAUAUUAUACCAUCGUUGAUGGCUCUCUUUGCAAUAUUGGUGACCUCGUUUAUAUGCUAUAUAUUUCGAUUUCAAAUUAAACUUAAACUGUACCGGUGUAAAUCGAGGAGAGAUGGUUAUAACCUGAUAUCAAACAAAGGAUAUGUCUAUGAUAGUUUCGUAGCAUAUAGUUAUAACGAUCUCAAUUGGGUAAAACAACACUUGAUUCCCAAACUUGAGACCCUGCAUCAUUUACAGCUUUGUAUACGGGAUCGUGAUUUCCGACUAGGGACAGUGUUUUCAGAUCACAUAACAGAAAACAUUGAAGCAAGUAGAACAUUUCUUCUUAUACUGUCCGAUAAUUUUGCAAGAGACAAGUGGUGUAAGUUUCAGUUAGAUAUUGCAAACCAUAUUGGGAUUUCCAGAGGAGAUUUGGCUAUUAUACCUGUUAUAUUAAAAGACAUAAGUUUUAAUUCCCUAAAUGAACCAAUUUAUAAUGUAAUAAACAAUACGAACUGUAUGGUAUGGUCAGAAGAUGGACCAGCGUCAGAAUUAUUUUGGAAAAAAGUAGUCGAGUAUUUCCCUUCAAGUUACACUAAGAAUGAAAAUAGCGACUCCUCCGCAAGCUUUUCUAUACAGAGUUUUGAUUCUGAAAUUCUGACGUAAAAAAACUAAAUUUAAGGUUAAGUUCGUUGAAAUAUUACUAUGUUUUCUAAAAAUGUUCGUUGUUAAAAAGUUAUAGAAAUAUUACUAUGUUUUCUAUAAAUGUUCGUUGUCAAAAGGUUAUAUAUAGUUUAGCUGAUGUAUACUUAUGGGCAUGAAAACGGACUAUGAAUUAAAAUAUAUGGGAAAAUAUAGAAGCAAUAGUUACACAUGUAUACAGUCAGAGCUAGAUUUCAUAAUUCCUUAGAUAACCUGAUCCGCAUUUAUUUCCAUCACUACUAGAAGGAUAAUACAGACACACACAGACAGAGGUAGAAGCAUAUUUGACAUUUAGGACCUAAUAAAAGAUGCUACAAUAUAUGUCUACCAACGAAAAUACCCACCAUAUUCUCGAUAGAAAAUACUGAUGUAAAAGAAAGUUUAUAGAUCAGCAGGUUUUCAUUCAGCAAGGAUGCAUUUGUCCCUUACAGACAAUUUUGAAUUCGAAGUGACCGUAUUGGACAGCUGCGACUGCUACAGAGAACAAACCAUUGCUAAAUACCAUAAACAUAAUAAAGUUAUCAAUGGAGACCGAAGUUGAAGAAAUCAGUACUUAAAUCGACGUCUUUGACAAUUUAUUUGCCAAGAAAGCAGUUCAGACUUUGUCGAUACUGCAACAGACUGGCAAAGAGACACGUCAAUGUAUAUGCAUUUUGCGGACGGUAAUACUCUUAAGCUAGGCGAUUAAACAAAAUAACACUUGUUUUGAAUUCUAUAUCAACAUUAGAAGUGACUGGUUAUAUACAAACCACCAAUAUUUGACAAAUAACCGGGAUGAAAAGAUUUAAAUGAUAAAUAAAGAGAAGUAAGUUUAUUGAAAUUGAUGCGCUUUGCAACAAUUAAUGACUUUUAAGUGAUGCACGAGUCAUCAAGAAUCAUCUACAAACAUGACAAACGUUGGAGCUGAUCAAACCAAAAUAGGACAAAUAAUUAGAGCUGUGCAUGAGGUAGAUAGAUUGUACAUGUAUAUAUAUUUUGACUUAAAGUCAAUUAUAAGUGCUAUGACAGCAAAUAUCAAAUAAAUCUGUAAUGGGUUGUUGUUUUAGAUCAUUUAAAUUUUGAUAUGAUCAAAAUAUGUGUCAUUAUUCCCAUGCAUGGUAUAUGUCAUUACUUAAACAUCAGCAUGUUUUAUGACAAACAGUACAACGUCAAAAAUUAGAUCUACGCCAGGACUGGUGCUUACAGUUCUACAAUCGAAAAUAUAUUGCCUUUUUCACUCUAGAACUGUCUUAAGCUUGA